Messenger RNA from Diabrotica virgifera virgifera (western corn rootworm), 4579 nucleotides. RefSeq lists its product as uncharacterized. Gene Ontology annotation, biological process: vacuole organization; endosomal transport. The transcript is spliced from 6 exons. Lineage: Eukaryota; Metazoa; Arthropoda; Insecta; Coleoptera; Chrysomelidae. The record is from RefSeq and is a predicted model, not a curated record. The coding region runs from base 91 to 1362 and encodes 423 amino acids. Gene Ontology annotation, molecular function: ATP binding; ATP hydrolysis activity.
AUUCUACAUAUUUAUGUCCAUGUAAAUAAUAAUUAAUUAUUAAUCUGUCACAGUUUGUAUUUAUUUAUUCAUUACUUAAAAACCGAUAAUAUGUCACAAGAAGAAAACGACAAAAUUUUGGCACUCUAUUAUUCAGCAAUAGAUUGUUAUGAAGAGGUGGAAGUUCUUUUUGGCUCUGAAAACUUGGAUUAUAAAAACGUAAAUGCGGGAUUACAACGUUGUUGCAAAAGCAUAGAGAAUAUAAUUUUUAGCGAAAAUAAUAAAUGUUCCUUCCUGGUACCCCUAUUUCUGUUAAAGGAACAUAUUGUUGUGUUACUUGCCUUUGUAGAGAAUGAAAGACCAGUAAUAUAUACCACUAUUAAAACAAACAAACCGUAUGAAUUACAAUCGACUAAUAUUCAAGAUACAGAAAAGAAGACACUGUUAGGAGUUAUUAAAUCUGUAAUCGAAACACCUAGAAUCAAAGGGCUCGAUGAGGUGGCAGGUCUUUGGGAAGUGAAGAAAUUGUUAAAAAAUCUUGUAAUUUUACCAAAAACUCAACCUCAACUAUUUGAAAAUAGAAAAUGCUUUAACAGCAUAUUACUGUUCGGUCCACCUGGAACAGGUAAAACGCACCUUGUGCAUGCAUUAGCUCAUGACGCUGGAGCCUUGUUAUUUUGUGUCACUGUAGGAAAUAUGUUAUCACCUCUCGUUGGUCAGUCAGAAAAGCAAAUUAAAUUUUUAUUUGAUUAUAUCCAAAGCCAGAAUAAAUUUUCGCUAUUGUUCAUAGAUGAGGUAGAUGGAUUUUGUAGAAAACGAGCGAAUGCUGAGCAAGAAUUUUCACGAAGGAUCAAAACGGAACUACUAUGUCAAAUGGGUAAAAUAGAAUCAAAUUCCAAUGUGUUCUUAAUAUCGGCUACCAAUUGUCCGUGGGAUAUCGAUCCUGCGUUUUUACGAAGAUUUCAAAAACGUAUGUACAUUCCCUUACCUGAUCAUUUAGAAAGGCGAGAUUUAUUUAGAAUGUUUACAAGUGGUACACCUCUUGAAAAGUCAGUUAAUAUGUGGGCACAUUUGAUUCACAAAACAGAAGGUUUCUCUGGAUCUGACAUAUCAGACCUAGUACAGCAGGCCCUAAAUUUGCCAAUUCUGGAAUUAGAAGAUAAAAAAAUUUGGAAACCUUCAUCUGACGGCUUGUAUGAACCCAUUGAAUCACAUGAUUUCGAUUUAGAAGAUAUAAUUUGUAGCGAACUCUAUGAUUUACCACCUUGUUCUGUAAGAGCUAGAAGUGCUCAACCCGCUGACUUGGAGAACGCUUUUGACAGUAUCAAUGUAACCGUAAAAAAAAAUGAUAUUGCAAAAUAUGUAGAGUUCACCAACCGUUAAAAUGUAAAGCGAUUAGUGAUAAAAAACAAUAGUUCGUUUUAUAGUAAAUUAAGUUCAAAGUGGUGGGGAAUAAUAAAUAAGCAAAAUAUAUGUAUGAAUUUAAUUGUGAUAAAGUAUUAUAUACAUAAUAUUAAAUUCAUAUUUCAGGAAUGAAAAAUUGCAAACAUCACACAGCCAACUGAAAAUCUUAUAAGCUUAAGUAUAAAUUAUUAGUACCGAAACAAGUUUUUUUUCCAAAAUAAAAUUUUUCAUUUUUUAAUUAUGAAGUUCCAUUUUAAAUAGAUUAUUUUAAAAUGUCAGAUAGGAAUUGACGAUCAACAUUAGUUUUAGGACGUAAUAAAUUCACCAUCAACUUUUAUUAGGUAGUGUUAUUAAAAGUUGGGUACAUCAUUUUUUCAUUACAAAGAUUUACUUUUAUUCUCGUUUGGUUUUUGGGAUCUUAACACUUGAAGUUUAAAUACAACCGAAUAUCUUAUACAAAGGGUUCUAAAUGAGCAAAAGUAUUGACAUGAGUCUAUAUAACUAGAAUCAAAGUGUCAAAAGAUCUGAACAAAGUGCCGAAUAUUUUAUAAACGGAAUUUUUUGAGAUUGCAUGACGCGUUUAUGUCUUAUCCUUCUUCUUCUUUAGGUUCCAUCAUGGCAAUGCGGAUCCUGUUGACUGCCGCUCUAAGCAUUCGAACCAUUUCCUUAAGUUCUUAAGCCAGGAUAUUCUUCCACAUUAUCCACCAUUUCGCUUUUCUCGAAUUUUGCCUUACAUAAUAAGUUGUAAUAAUGAGUAUUUUUGCCCUCUCAUCUACAUGUCUUAAGUACUCAAAUCUUCGUCUUUUGAUAGUUAAUAUUAUUUCCGCUUUAUUUCCUAUCCUUCUAGUUACUUCCACGUUUGACAUUCUUUGAAUCAAUGAUAUUCGUAGGAUUCUUCUGUAACACCAAAAUUCAAAGGCGGUCAACUUAUUCAGAUGGACUUGUUUUAAUGUCCACGCUUCCAAGCCAUAAAAAAGAGUAGAGAACACGUAACACCGAAGCAUUCUUGGACGUAGUUCUAACCUUAUAUCCCAACAACAAAGUAACUUUUUUAAGUUUAAUGAAUGAUGCACGUGCUAUUUCAAUACUAGUCUUAAUUUCUUUGGUUUGGUCUAUAUUUGAUGUUAUCCAUGUUCCCAAGUAUUUGUAGUUAUACAAACUCUUAAUUACAGUAUCUUCAAUAGUCAUUGGAUGUUUGCGUGUGCUGAUUUAGUCAUCAUCAUGCAUUUAGUCUUAUCCAUAACCCCCUUAUUACUCUCUCAUGGCUACUGGAGAUAACCUAUAUAAAUAUCUAUCAACAUAGACUUCAAUGGAGUAAAAACAAGGUGCAAAAAGGAAGGAAAGGCCAUGUAAUCACAGAAAAGACAUCACUAAAGAAGGAAGCAAAUGGAAACACAAUCAUAAUAAUGUACAUAUUUAAAAAUGUUUUAAAGGUACCACACAAAUAAGACUGAAAACGACUGAAAAGACUGAAAGACGAGAAAACUGGAAUAUCUAGGCCACAUAAUGAGAGGUGAAAAGUACACCCUGCUAAGGCUCAUAAUCCAAGGAAAAAUCUCGGGAAAGAGAAAUGUGGGACGUAGAAGUAUUUCCUAGUUGCGAAAUUUAAGGGAGUGCUACGGGUGCAGUUCAAUACAAUUGUUCAGAGCUGCAGCCAACACAGUUAAAAUUGCUGUGAUGGUAGCCAACCUCCGAUAGGAGACGGUACUGCCAGAAGAAGAAGUUAUUUCAUGUAAUGGGGAAAUGUAUAGAAAUGCUUGCAGUAGAAUUAUAAUGGACUGAAGUGGAAGAAAGCCCGUAAUGUGUUGUGUGGUAGAAAGAUUCCAAUGAAACUGAGGGGAAAAUUCUAUAAAACCGCAAUAAGAUCAGCUUAGAAUCAUGUAAGACUGAAUGCUGGACAGGCACAUUAAAUGUUAGAAACACAGGAUGUUUCCUUUAAUUUGUCAUUAUCUUAGCCCAAUAAAGAUUUUUCUUCGUCCCGCUUCACUGGAUGAAUUGUUCAGUUGCUAUCGUUUCUUUUCUGAGAACUUUUGAUCAGCAUGACCAAAACUACCUACCUGCACAGUUUCAGCAAUUUACCUGAAACCACUUUUACAAAAAAAAAAAGUGCCGGGGUCUUUUAAGGUACUAGUACACUUUAGAAGACCAAAAAUAAUCAUUUUUUCAAGAAAUUUUUUCUCAGAACCUUAAUGAACAUAAAACUUUUUACAUAUUACUAUAUAACUCUUAGAGAUUAUAAAAAAAAAUCUUUUUUCAUUUAUGCACGUACACUAAUAUUGUAGAGGGCGCAAAACUCAAGGCCUCGAAAAAUGAUGGAGGACAGUUAAUCUCAGGAUUGGGAUAUCUGAAACAAAAAAAUCGUACUGCAUUUGAAAAAUGACUGUUUUUUACGUGACAAUUUACCACAAUUUGACCAAAAAAUAAAAAAUAAAUAUUUUUAACGAUGAAAAACUAAAGAAAAACAAGCGAUUUUUUCACAAAAUUUUUUCAAAUUUCCGUAAAAUCUUUUUUUUGCGGAAUUUUUUACUAACGGUGGUAAAUUAUCACGUAAAGAACCUUCCUUUUUUAAAUGACGUAAGAUUUUCUUUUUUCGGAGAUCCCAAUCCUGAGAUUAACUGUCUGCCAUCGGAACUAUUUUUUUGCAUCCCCUACAAUAUUAGUGUACGCGCAUAAAGAUAUAUUUUUUGUAUUCUCUAAGAGUUAAGUAUUAACAUGUAAAAAGUUUUAUGUUCAUUAUUAAUAAAGGUUCUGAGAAAAAAAUCUUGAAAAAAUGCUUAUUUCUGGUCUUAUAAAGUGUAUUAGUACCUUAAGCUAAAUUGUGCAAAUUUAAUUUUGUAUAGUUAGAUAGUCAAAAAUAAUUAUUAGUACAGAGCACUACCUUAUGAAAACAAUUCAAUGGAAGACUAACUGCUUUUAGACCAAAAAAGAAAACAAAAAAAAACUUUGCACUUAUACAUAAAAUUUAAGGGGAAGGCGCAAAAUCUUCGUCCAAUGCUUUUUAUAAAUGCAUUCGUUUUUUUCCAAUCCUGAGAAAACUAAUAAAUAUUUUUGAAAAAAUUAAACGCAGAAUAAAAGAUUAACCAGGGCCGAAAGUCCCUUAGAAUAAACAAAAAGUUUCUUUUGAAUGAAAUAUUUGAAAUUAAAAAUCACACCAAAUUUUCUUUCUUUUUUCACUCCUGUAACUUAUUAAAAUAAA